AUCAGGCUAGCGACAUCUUGCGGAAGUAUAUAAUUUUUUGAAAUCCCAUAAUUCCCAAGAAAAAUGUCAGCUUCCAUGCGGCUGAUAGAAAUAGAUGGCUAGUGUCCCUACCUAUUUAAAGGGAAGAGGAAGAGGGAGGGGAGGUAACCUCCCUGCACAUAGUCCAGGUGAAAACAAAGAUGUGCAGAACAGUUUUGGACAGGCUAAAGGAUAUAACCAAGUGUCUGAUUCCAGGGGUGUAGGCAGAUAUGAAAGGCCUGUUCAGGGUUGGGGAAGAGGCUGGGGUGCUGUGAAGAAAUCUCACAAUGAGGACAUACAGCAGAAAGUCCAGCCUUCUGCGGAAGAACGGUUCCAGUGUGCCAGUCAGCAGAACCAGGAAUCAAUCAAACGCCAUCUACAGGAUGAUGAUGACAAGGAAGACAACUCUUCUGAUGAAGAUGAUAUUGCCAGCAAUGUCCUUGAGAAAGUUUUUCAGACCUACUCAUCUACUGAUUCCACUGAUGUGGAUCAAGCACAGGAUACAUUGUUACACUCUUUUCGUUCAGGAACCUCAGCAUGUCUUGUCUGUAUAGAAACAAUCAAGAAAACAGAUCCAAUUUGGAGUUGUGAAGGAUGUUAUGCAAUAUUUCACAUCCAGUGUAUACAAAAGUGGGUUAAGGAUGGUGUAUACCAACAGAUCUACAAGUCGGAUGAUGACAACAUUAGACCAGAAGAUAUACCUUGGCACUGUCCAAAAUGUCGUUUAGAGUACAGUCAGAAACUGCGUCCAACACGCUACCUCUGUUACUGUGGUAAAGUUGAGGAACCUCAGUUUGAUCCUUGGCUGGUACCUCAUUCAUGUGGUCAGACAUGUGGGAGGAAACUGAAACCAGACUGUGGACAUUCAUGCCUACUUCUCUGUCAUCCAGGUGCCUGUCCACCAUGUCCUAAGACAUUGAAGGUGAAAUGCUACUGUGGCAAUGCUACCCCACAGGUGCGGAGGUGUAGUGCACGGACCUGGACCUGUGGAGGUGUUUGUGGUAAACAGCUGUCAUGUAAACAGCAUUCAUGUCAACAAGCUUGCCAUCCAGGAGAGUGUGCACCAUGUCCUAAAACUAGCAAACAGCCUUGUGAAUGUGGUAAAACUACAGCAAUUAGACCAUGUGCAAGUCCCCAGUGGCAGUGUGAUAAGCCAUGUAACAAGAGAUUAUCAUGUGGUAACCAUCUUUGUGAGAUUAUCUGUCACCGUGGUAACUGUGGGGAAUGCCCAAGAGGUGGCGAGAGAAAAUGUCCAUGUGGUAAAACAACAUAUGAUUUGCCAUGUACUGAAGACAUUCCAACAUGUGGUGACACCUGCGGUAAACUACUGGAGUGUGAACUACAUGAAUGUGUUCAGAGAUGUCACUUUGGGCCAUGUGGCAGUUGCCGUCAGAUGCGGGUGAAGAAAUGUCGUUGUGAGUUACAGAAGGAGAAAGAAGUUCCGUGUUACAAGGACUACUUGUGUGAAACCAAGUGUAGCAAGAUGAGAGACUGUGGCAAACAUCAGUGUAAGCGGAAGUGCUGUGAUGGUCAGUGUCCACCGUGUGAACAGAUGUGCAAUAAACAACUAGGCUGUAAAAACCAUAAAUGUAAUAGCAUGUGCCAUAGAGGAAGGUGUUACCCAUGUACAGAAACAGUAGAUAUAUUCUGUCACUGUAAAGCAACUAAAAUAACAGUGCCUUGUGGGAGAGAGAAAGUGACAAAACCUCCAAGAUGUAACUAUCCAUGCAGACGCCCACCUGAUUGCCAUCAUCCAUCAAGGAUUCCACAUAGAUGUCACUUUGGGGAGUGCCCACCCUGUCGACAACAGUGUCUGAAACCACUUGAAAGAUGUUCACAUUUCUGUCCUGUUAUGUGUCAUACAGCUGUCAAAGUCAGGUUCAAGGAUAAUACACCUAGAGCAGGUCCGUGGGAAGGCGGCCCAAGAAUUAUUGAAAAUGUAAUCAGCAAACCAUGCCCACCCUGUAUGGUACCCAUGCCUAUGCAAUGUUAUGGUAAACAUGAGAUAGGCCAGUUUGCUUGUUCAGUUGUUCAGCCAUACCAGUGUGGAAGGCAGUGUGGCCGCCAACUUGCCUGUGGUAAUCAUACAUGUACACUGAUGUGUCAUACAGUGGAGGGUGCUGAAGGCAAUCUAAAGGCAGGUAAAAACUGUGAGGAGUGUGAGCUGCCAUGCCAGUUUGAUCGUCCUGAAGGUUGUUCACAUGAGUGUACCCUGCCCUGCCACUCAGGACCAUGUCCUCCUUGUCAACAGAUGUUCCGUAUGAGAUGUCACUGUCAGGCCACCGUACAAUAUGUAGAGUGUAACAAGUGGGUGAACAGUGAUGAACAGCAGAAAAAUGUGCUGAAAUCUUGCAACGGACCUUGUCCUAAAUUGUUAAGUUGUGGUCACCCAUGUGGAUUGACAUGUCACCAUGGUAAAUGUUUGAAGCCAGAAAUGUGUGAGGCAAAGGUAAAGAUCAAAUGUCAAUGUCGCCGACAGAAGAGAGAUGUGAAGUGUCGGGAUAGAGAGACAGAACAGGCCAAGCUACUGUGUGAUGAUAUAUGUAAAUCUGCAUCAGAGAAAAAGAAAAAGAAAGAGGAAGAAAUGGAAAGGGAGAAGAAAUUGGAAGAAGAACAAAAACAGAAAGCAGAGCUUGAAAAGUUUGAGAGAAAGAUGAAAGGAAGGUCACGUAAACAGAGGAAGCAGCAUGAAGUUGUUCAGGAGGAGACGUUCUUACAGAAAUAUAAAAGCUGGCUGAUAUUGUCAGUCAGUAUAGCUGUGUUGGCAGUGUUUGUUUACUAUGUUAUGACUGUUGUAUGAUGUUGGUUGGAGUAAUUAAAUUGGGAAGUCACACAAUGAAGUAAUUGAUAUGCAAAACAAAGUCCUUUAAUCAUCAAAUUUUGCAAAACCUCUUAACUAAAAAUAAUUGAAUUAUUUGCAGAUGAGCAUAAAUGAUACAUAAAUCUGUCUUAGAAAUGUUUGUCAGAUAAAAAUAGUAUUUACAAGGCAAUGGUAUAUUCACAGAUGGUUUGUGACGUUCUCACUAGAUAAUGUAAACUCAGUUUCGUACAAGGUGCAUUUUAAGACAAAAAAUGUCACAAGGUGACAUACAUGUACUUUAUAAGAAACUGAUUUACUUCUGAAAAAGAAUGAAAGCAUAGUUACUAUUGAGAGAUACUGGAGUAUGUGUGAACAUUGUUCUUGAAAAAUUGCUUUAAUUUUUUGGAGAUCUCCAGAAAAUGAAAAACCAAAGGCAAAAAUGCAUGCUUCGUUUUAUUAUUAUCACACAGUUCAGAUAUGAUUGAUGACAUUUUUGUGAACAAGCUUCAUUUGAAUGUAUUGGUUGGGAUUAUUUGAUCAUACUCAAAAACAGUUCUCAUUUGUUUGAACCUUUGUUAUAGCUUUUAUUGUUUGUUAAUUAUUUUAGUGUCUGUUUUACUGGUCAUGUAAAUCAUCCAUGUACUAGUUUUGAUUUCAUAGUGUAAAACUUCUAUAGUCAGUUUUUAAGACUUGAUGGGCAUUUCCUCUAAGUCAUCUUGAUAAACUAAUGGUUUGCCUAUAAAGAAUGCUGGUAUAUACUGUGAAAUAAUCUAAUUUCGUGGGCACAAACCUUUUGUGUCUUUUGACAAUUUCCUGAAUAUGAUUUUUUGGAUUUCAACUUUGAAACAUAAAGUGAUUGAGAAUUUUACUGGUUUGUUUGGUUUUAAUUUUGUGAAUUGACUCAAUCACGAAAUCCUCUAAAAUUAAUUAUGUGAUUUAAGGUACCUUCCUUUCUUACAAUAUGAAAUAUUUGUGCUAUAUUCUAACAGUUGGAAAACAGAGGUACUUUGCAGUCUCAUCACAUUCCUAUUUCAUACUGUAUGUAUGUUGUAAUAUUACUUGUGGUUGAUUUUUUGUAAAUUUUGGGUUAAGUCAUUUCUUUAUUAUUAUGAUCUUGUUGCAAAUUAUUAAAAUUAGGGUUAAAUAAAUUUUAAGAGAUCUUGAUCUUUUAAGUUGUACUGGUAAAUUCACAGUAAUUCAUGGGAAAAGAUGCCGAGUUGGUAAAUGAACUGUGGUUAAAAGUUUUCAGGUAAAAUAUACAGUAUAACUUGCCUUAAGAGACCCCCUAAGGGAAAGACAAAAUCUGGUCACAGUUGGUCUCUCAAUAAUGUUUUCUUAAACAGAAUAAAAAUAAACUGAUAAAAUGGUGUUUUAAAAGUGAUUCUUAAAGAGACAUGACUGCUGAAACAACUGGCUGGUAAAUAAACUGUAGAUAGUAAAUAGACUUUGGUUGAAUAUAAAACUGGUAAAUAAAUAGACUUUGGUUGAUAAUAUAACUGGGGUUGGUAAAAAGACUUUGGUUGAUAACAAAAACUGGGGUUGGUAAAUAGACUUUAGUUAAUAGAACUGUGGUUAGU
This is a messenger RNA of Mercenaria mercenaria, 4395 nucleotides long. RefSeq names its product NF-X1-type zinc finger protein NFXL1-like. Gene Ontology annotation, cellular component: nucleus. The coding region runs from base 95 to 2818 and encodes 907 amino acids. The record is from RefSeq and is a predicted model, not a curated record. Gene Ontology annotation, molecular function: zinc ion binding; DNA-binding transcription factor activity, RNA polymerase II-specific; RNA polymerase II transcription regulatory region sequence-specific DNA binding. The transcript is spliced from 19 exons. Lineage: Eukaryota; Metazoa; Mollusca; Bivalvia; Venerida; Veneridae. Gene Ontology annotation, biological process: regulation of DNA-templated transcription.